This is a messenger RNA of Esox lucius (northern pike), 4989 nucleotides long. RefSeq names its product discoidin domain receptor tyrosine kinase 2a (gene ddr2a). The transcript is spliced from 17 exons. The record is from RefSeq and is a predicted model, not a curated record. Gene Ontology annotation, molecular function: ATP binding; protein tyrosine kinase collagen receptor activity; collagen binding. NCBI's taxonomy places the organism in Eukaryota, Metazoa, Chordata, Actinopteri, Esociformes, Esocidae. Bases 231 to 2828 code for a protein of 865 amino acids. Gene Ontology annotation, cellular component: signaling receptor complex; membrane. Gene Ontology annotation, biological process: cell surface receptor protein tyrosine kinase signaling pathway; multicellular organism development; positive regulation of kinase activity.
UCUUUCAGGCUUUUUUGCAGGGGUGUCUUGCAUCAGUCAAGUGAGUGUGGAGGGACCCAAGCGAAGUGAGAGAGAGGAGAGUGAAAGCUUGGAUUCUAACAGACUGAGCUGGGGACAGGGACGCUUACUGGAAUACACCUCAGACUUCUAGGAACAAAUGGUUUUCAAGGAGUAACUCUUUUAAAGUUUGAAGAGCCUCUCCGUGAGUGAGAGUGUGUGUGGCGUUUGGGAUGAAGCGCCUGUGGGACACAAACUUCCCGCUGCUCAUCCUACUCUACCUGUUAAGAGAUGUCACCUCUCAGGUCAAUCCAGGAGUGUGUCGGUACCCUCUGGGGAUGUCAGGAGGGCAAAUUCAAGAUGAAGACAUCUCAGCCUCCAGUCAAUGGUCUGAGUCUACAGCUGCUAGAUACGGAAGGCUGGACUUUGAGGAGGGCGACGGGGCGUGGUGUCCCGAGACAGUGGAGCCAGAUAGUCUGAAGGAGUUCCUCCAGAUUGACCUGCGCUCCCUCCACUUCAUCACCCUGGUGGGUACCCAGGGCCGACACGCUGGGGGCAUCGGCAACGAGUUCGCCCAGAUGUACAAGAUCAAAUACAGCCGAGACGGCAGCCGAUGGAUCUCCUGGAGGAACAGGCAGGGCAAACAGGUGAUCGAGGGGAACAGAAAUGCCUACGACAUUGUGCUGAAGGACCUGGAGCCUCCAAUCAUCGCCCGCUUCGUCAGGUUCAUGCCCGUCUCGGACCACUCUAUGAACGUGUGCAUGAGGGUGGAGCUCUACGGCUGUGAAUGGCUCGACGGUCUGGUGUCCUACAACGCCCCGGUGGGAGAGCAGAUGAGUUUGGAGGGAGAGUCUGUUCACCUCAACGACUCGGUGUACGACGGCGCCGUCAUCUUCAGUAUGACCGAGGGCCUGGGCCAGCUGACUGACGGGAUGUGUGGGCUGGAUGACUUCACCCAAAGCCACGUCUACAACGUGUGGCCCGGUUACGACUACGUGGGAUGGACCAAUGAAAGCUUUUCCAGUGGAUACGUGGAGAUCAUGUUUGAGUUCGACCGAGCGCGCAAUUUCACCACAAUGAAGGUGCACUGUAACAACAUGUUCACCAGGCACGUCAAGGCAUUUCGCCAGGUUAUGUGUUACUUCCGCUCUGAAGCUGACUGGGAGGCCAAGCCCCUAUCCUUCAGCCCCUCGCCGGACGACGUCAAUCCCAGCGCCCGCUUUGUCACGGUCUCUCUGGCCAAUCACAUGGCCAGCGCCAUCAAGUGCCAGUUCUACUUUGCCGACACCUGGAUGAUGUUUAGCGAAAUAACCUUCCAGUCAGACACAGCAAUGUAUAACACGACUCUGGCUCCUCCCAAAACCGGUGGUGGCCCACCCACUAGCACUCAACCAGGGGAUGACCCCACCCACAAAGUAGAUGACAGCAACACCAGAAUUCUGAUUGGAUGCCUGGUGGCUAUCAUCUUCAUCCUCGUCGCCAUCAUCGUCAUCAUCCUGUGGAGGCAGGUCUGGCAGAAGAUGCUGGAGAAGGCUUCGCGACGGAUGCUGGAUGAUGAACUAACGGCCAGUCUGUCAACACAGAGCGAGGUGUUCUCCUACACCCACAACAACCCGUCCUCCUCGUCGGGGCCCAGCGAGCAGGAGUCGAGCUCCACCUACGAGCGUAUCUUCCCCCUGGGGCCUGACUACCAAGAGCCUUCACGACUCAUACGCAAGCUGCCCGAGUUCACAGAGGAGGCCGGUUUGACCAACGCAGCAGUGGCAGCAACAGCUUCAAAAGCUCCCGCGGCAACAGUUGGCCAGGACGGAGUCCCUCACUAUGCAGAGGCAGACAUUGUUAACCUGCAGGGCGUUACCGGUGGCAACACAUACGCGGUCCCUGCUCUGACCAUGGACCUCCUGUCAGGGAAGGACGUGGCAGUGGAAGAGUUUCCCAGGAAACUGCUCACUUUCAAAGAGAAACUAGGGGAGGGGCAGUUUGGAGAGGUUCAUUUGUGCGAGGCAGAGGGCAUGCAGGAGUUUAUGAACAAGGAUUUCCCCUUUGACAUCACUGAAAACCAGCCAGAAUUAGUGGCUGUCAAGAUGCUCAGAGCAGACGCUAACAAAAACGCCAGGAACGACUUCCUGAAGGAGAUUAAGAUCAUGUCCCGUCUGAAGGACCCCAACAUUAUCCGCCUUUUGGCCGUGUGCAUCUGCAGUGACCCCCUCUGCAUGAUCACAGAGUACAUGGAGAACGGAGACCUCAACCAGUUCCUGUGUCGCCACGAACCUGAGGGCCAGCUAGCGCUCAUCAGCAACGCGCCCACUGUCAGUUACAGUAAUCUGUGCUACAUGGCCACUCAGAUAGCUUCAGGGAUGAGGUACCUAUCCUCGCUGAACUUCGUCCACAGGGACCUGGCCACACGAAACUGCCUGGUGGGGAAGAACUACACCAUCAAGAUCGCUGACUUUGGAAUGAGCAGGAACCUGUACAGCGGGGACUACUACCGCAUCCAGGGCCGGGCUGUCCUUCCAAUACGAUGGAUGUCCUGGGAAAGCAUACUGCUGGGUAAAUUCACCACAGCCAGUGACGUGUGGGCAUUCGGGGUGACGCUGUGGGAGACCCUGACCUUCUGCAAGGAGCAGCCUUACUCCCAGCUGACCGAUGAGCAGGUCAUAGAGAACACUGGGGAGUUCUUCAGGGACCAGAAGCGACAGAUUUACCUGCCCCAGCCGGCGCUGUGUCCCGACCCUGUCUAUAAGAUCAUGCUGAGCUGCUGGAGGAGGAACACCAAGGAGAGGCCAUCCUUCCAGGAGAUCUACCGAGCGCUGCUGGAGAGCCAAGCUUAGGGCCUGCAAGCAUACAGACUGACAGAUAUACACAUGGGUGGAUGAAUUGCAUCAACGUGGCAUUAAGCAUCCGUCAGUACAUAGAACAAGUGAUGGAGAAAUGAUGAAUGGCUAUCCCAUUCAGAUAGAGGCCAAAGUGAAAUGUAGCAAUUCAAGUUUGGCACUUUUCAAUAUUUUCCAAUUGUAGUAGAAAGUUUGAUGUUCCCACCUUAUUAAAUGUGGCGUCAUGUAAUGUCUAUGAAUUCAGUUGUCUUUGGGAAGACUGCUUGAAUGUAAAUAAGAAUGCAGUUUCAUCGAUGUCUUCAUUAGGUCAACCAUCCGUGUUUAGUUCGGGGAUUUGUUAGAAUUUUUAUAUUUUACGUUUGUGUCUUUUGCAAGGUUAUUCAUCUCAGUCUCAACACUUUAACUACAGGCACCAGGGGAAAUUAUUAGGUGGUCAACACGUUUCACUUUUACAUGAUCUUGUCUACAUUAACUAUCAGCUAUUAUGAAUCUGUUGACGUUGUGCCAUAUAGAAGGAUAUUUAGAAUCAUAUCUUUUGGCUUUGAGUACAAUUGAUGAAAAUAAAUCAUAACCAGACAACAUCCAUAACUCAAUCCUGUUUCAACUGUAGAACUAGGGCAGUACUCUCAACUCCAGAGCAUGCCAGGUAUGUCAGACCGCUCCGAGACAUCAGUGUGUACAUCAACAGGUCUCUAAUAUUAAUAUUGUCAAUUGAAAUGUUUAUGUAUUGUUUAUAUUUGUUAGUUGGGUCUGCUUCUAGUUUAUAUAUUGAGUUAUUGGUCAGCUUUUUGUUUUGCAUGGGAAAAGUUGUACAGAGUUGUAUACAAUUUUUUAACUUCAUUUGUGUAGUUUUGAAUUGUGUUCAAUGUCUCAGUCGGUAGUCAUUUCAGAAAAUGGCAGUUAGCCUUGUGUGAGGAUAUAAUCAAUAACACUACAAAUGUUUGUCCUAGAGACACAUGUAAUCCUCUGUCAUUAAUAUUUCUGACUAAAUCACUGUCCAAAUCAGAUCAGAGAUAAGCUGCAUUACUGCUGCUCCGUGUUUGGUCCAUAACGUUCAGAUUAUGGCCAAUCAGGUACCAGAAUGGAUGGAUGACUAUGGGUGAGCUGUAAGUUCAGACGGGUCUUUGGAAAGUGAAAUGUAGGAAAUAAUGGUUCAAGAUUAUAAUUUUUUUUACAAGUUGUUCUAAGCUAUCUUUGUGUUGUAUUGAAAGUGUUGAAAUUAACAGCUGUUCUGUACAAAAAACUAAACAUCUGUUUAUGAUUUUUCUCUGUUGAAAGAGAGCGAGAGCUGGUUGGAGGGUUUCUGAGUUGAUGAAAAACAGGUCAGAAAGAUAUCUACCGCACACAAGGACAGUUGCCGUACAACAAGACUGUUGCUAUAGUAGCUGUUGCGAUUAUGCAACUGAAACGCCAUUACCUUGGAAGGCCUUAGGUGUAAACCCUGAAACCUUGCAUGUGUUAUUUACCUGUCUACCAUCUCCAGUCUUCAUGGCCCAGGGCUUAGUGUUGAUGGCAAGCUUGCUACAGUCACACACAAAUUCAACUUCACUCAGGGGCCAUCCUCUUAUCAGCAGUCUUUGCCCCUGUACCUUACUUCUCACAUUGUAUUGUCAGUUAGAAUGAUUAUCUUUCUAGGUUAUGUUCAGAUAUAGGCUGAGAUCCAAAACAAAUCCUCUGAUAAUGUUUUUCAUUCUGUGUAUCAUGUAUCAUUUUCUCAUUUUUUUCCAGACACUUUCUUGACCAUGAGCUAACCAUAUAUUGCCCUGUGGGAAGUAUAUUUGUAAAUAUAUAGUAGGCCAAAGAUAAACAUGCUUGAUGGUAUAGCUGUCAGUAGUGUGGAUGAUGCAUUGAUAUCCUAAAGUCCAAGAACGGACCCUUUCACUGCAUCUCAGUGCUUUGUUGUGUAUUAAUGCUUUAUUAUUGUAUUAUUGUGAUAAGCCGGCUAUAAAGACAAUGAUAGCAUACUAAUGUAUAUUACUGAAGUUGUAUAGAGGUUGUAACUGUGUUUCUGCGCAAGGAAAUUCGAUAAUGGUUUAAUUGUAUUAGAUAUUUGAACUCAAAUGUUUGUCCCUGAACAAAUAGUUGAAUUCAGAGAAAGCAUCACAUUUGGACUGAUUUGUCAUGAUGAUAAUUUGUUACAGACAAAAUAAAACAGAAA